AGCAUAUCAUUCCUAUUUUCCAGAACGACUUGUCUUGUCUGCAAAGCAAAUAAAAAGCAGCACAAGAUGUGAAAUCUCAUCCGUUGAUGCAGCGGACGAUUAAAUUAUUGCCACGUGUCCCUCAUAGUAGGAAAUCGUGGCCGUCCAUCCUGAGCAAACUCCAACGUUCUUCCCCUGGACCCCCAAGUUGGCUGUUCCCAUUAGUAAUAAAUCAUGGCCGUCCAUUAUGAUAAAUCUGAUACGUCCAUUCUUUACCCUCGGUUCUUACUGUUUAGAUCAGCCAUGAAGUCCCCCAUUCCUUCAGCAUUUGCGUCCGUGUCAAUGGUCUUUGUCGACGGGGAAAAGAUAGUUCUGCGGGAGAAAACAUCGUUGCGAAGCCUCAUUGCGGUGUCUGGGCUCUGAUCUCCAUGCCAUCACGCGCCUGAAUAAUUCCCUUUGCUGCUGUUUGCUCUGUUCUCUGCCGGUUCUUUGAAUUCCUUCCCACCUCUUCGAUUCUGCUCUCUCCUUCAUCGGAUUGAGUCUGGAAACUAAAGAUGGUUCCUGAAGAAGUUAUGAAAGCUAUUUUCCCUUUGCUGGAGGGUGUUGAUCUUGCUUCCUGCAUGGUAGUAUGUAAGCAGUGGAGAGACAUAGCCCGAGAUGAUUACUUUUGGAAAUGUCUUUGUGCCAAGAGAUGGCCCUCAAUCAACAAGCGACCUAAUCCUCCUACUGUGAACUACUAUAAGUUAUACCAAAGCUUUUAUAAACGCCAGCGUCGAAAAACUCUUCUCCCUCCCAGAAUUUCCUUUGAAGAUUUGGAGUUCUUCAUUGACAUUUGGGCUGAGAAUAGAUUACUUUUCUCGGAAGUGGUUCCUGGCUCCGUGCUGCAGCAAGGAGUUAAAAUUCCACCUCCUGGAGUUUGUGAAAUGCUUAAAUAUCACUUGGAUGGCCCUGAAUUUAAGAUGACAUUACCUGUUGAACCUAGGAUUACCGUAUCUUCGAACCAGACUGCAACAGUUAGUGUCUCUGUGUUGGCUGGGCGGAAGGAUUCAAAUAAGGUUGCUCGCAUCAUUAAUAAGUCUACGUUUGAUUACAUUGAUCAGUCAUCUUACAGGGCCUUGGCUUUUGAUUAUCUCGACAUAUCUCCUGCCUAUCCCUUUUUGUCUGGCAUCCGGGCAUGGAUCUCUCUGCUAUUUAUGGGAGAUGGAAAUGAUGGAGCCAUGGAUGUGUUUGGUAUACAGAUGGAUUUCUGUGAUGUGGCAAACACCAAGGAAGAAGUCCUGUGGCUAUUGGACAUGCUUGAUUGGAAGUAAAAGGCUUGAAGUGUGAUGAUAGAUCCCUAAACUAAAAUAACUGGAAGUAAUGCCAACAUCCUGCGCUGAUCUUCUUAGAGGUUUUACAUGACUUCAUAAUUGGUAUUAUACCUUGAAUGUUCACAUUCUGUAAAUACUUUAUAUGCUCACCAUCAUUAAUGAGUACAAUCUUUUAUUUAUUUAUUAUUUUUUGGCUUGGAUGCACUAAGUUGGCCAAGUUAGAAGGUUCCAACAAGAUUGUGAGGGCUUGUGUUUUGUAUAAAAUUGAGGGUCAGUCAUAUGUUUAGGACUUGUAAAUCAUAUGGUUUCUUAUAAAUUUUAUAUUGUAUAAAGCUUUUUGGAUAGAUGUUGAUACACAAA
Neltuma alba is the source of this 1649-nucleotide messenger RNA. Its product is annotated as F-box protein At5g39250-like. Gene Ontology annotation, molecular function: protein binding. Lineage: Eukaryota; Viridiplantae; Streptophyta; Magnoliopsida; Fabales; Fabaceae. The record is from RefSeq and is a predicted model, not a curated record. The coding region runs from base 534 to 1289 and encodes 251 amino acids. The transcript has 3 exons.